UCAGGUGGAGAUUGGGCCAAGGAAGGAAGGGGGGGAAGGAGAUUGGGGGAAGGAGGAGGUCAGUGCGAAUGGGGCGGAGGAAGGAGGAGAACGGAGGAGAUAGAGGGAAGGAGGUUGGGCGGAGGAAGGAGGAGGACGGAGGAGAUAGAGGGAAGGAGGUUGGGCGGAGGAAGGAGGAGGACGGAGGAGAUAGAGGGAAGGAGGUCAGGCGGAGAUUGGGCGAAGGAAGGGGAGUGAGGUGGCCAGACGAAGGGAGGGAAGAGGGAGGUUUUAAGGGAAGGUCCAGAGGAGGCCGGGAGGAAAGGGAGGCGGCAGGGAGAAGUAAGGCGGAGGGAGGACAGAAACCUCUUCCUACGGUUGAGACUGCUCCACUCGUAGCAGUGCCUAGCCAGGAAACCACAGAGACACCGUCAGAGCUCAGCUGCCUUUACCUUCCACCAACAGAGAAGAGCCAGUACUUACUGGUUGAGAAUAUCCACGAGCUUUGUAGCGACCAGGAGAUCCUGGAUUUGUUUGAAGAGCAUGGUGUCAUAGAAAGCUACCAUUACCAUGUUUUUGCUGCAGCAGCGCUCGUCUUUGCGACUGUGUUCGAGGCUGUAGCUGCACAGGGACUCAACCUGAAUCGGCGUGUACAUGGUAACAAGCUGAUGAUCAGAUUCAUCAAAGAGAUACCACCUGUCGGGCUUGAGACUGCCAAGUUGAAAUCGAAAAGGGCAAUUCUAAAAUGUGACCAUGAGUCUGCAAGUCAGCCUACUGAGGGAGCUACGGGGUCGUGCACCGAGGACUCUGAAAGCCGUGCGGAUGAUAACAAGUGGAUGACAAUGAGGCAGAAGGGAUCAGCGACGCACAGGAAAGUUGACAGGAGUACACAGAGUGAUAGAGCGAACCAAGCAGAACGACAUCUUCUGGAGGAAGCAGAACGCUGCGAACUAAGCGGGAGAGAAAAUAACUCAGAGGAACGAAUGGGCAGAUGUCACCAACCCGAUUGGGAAAUCAGGCAGGGCAUUGUUGAGGCAAAGAAGGAACCAAGUGCCAGUGUGUUGUUCGAUCUGAAACCUGCUGAGAAGCCCGGGCCAUUGCAGGGGGCAUCUCAUGGGGGGAGACCUGGCUUGCAAUCAUCCGCAAGGGAUGAGAAUGGCAAGGGGCAUAAACAGGAUGGAUUUGUUCGCAAGGAAGAAAAGGGGAAAGCCAUCGUAGCUGAAGGCAUGGAACGGAAUCCAAAAGCUCAGAACAGCUCGCAAACAAGUGUCUCGGCUGAUUCAGACGAAGGUAAUUGCCUCACAUAUAACAGAGAUGCAGCUGAAAUGGCCAAGCAGGAUGAGAGCAUGCCAAGUGCCAAUGGAGAUUCUGCCUCGUUAAGAUUGUCGAGAUGCUCUGGUCAGGUGGUGGCUCAAGAAGGUGGGCAUGUCAAACGUCCCAGCAAUCUUGACAAACAUGGUCUUGUUAGUCACUUCGGAAAGUCUCGUUGUGAGAAGGCAGCUGCAGCAGGCAGUCAAACUUCUGCAAUUAAUUCCUUGCCACCCGGCGCCGUGCAGUUUCCUGUGAUGGAUCAUGUGUUACCUCCAGGAGUGGGUUCUACAAUGUCUCUGGCUGUCGGUACUGCACUUCCGCUGUGCUUGGCAUCCGCUCUGCCUCCUGUUGUGCCACUGGCACUUGGCACAUUAGCGCCACUUUUGGGCCCCGUGGUGGCCCCAGCAUCCCCUCUUUUGUCACUCUCAGUACCCUUGGCUACAUCAGGCGUUGCGUCUUUCUCUUCGCCAUUGAGCACCUCUUCUGCAGCAGGGAAAGCUAUUCUUCGUCAUCGGUUUGAAUUCGGACUGGUGGUGGCUUGUAGUGAUUCAACGUGGGAUGCAUGCAAAACAUGGAAGCAGUUCUCUCUGCCAAGCAAAGAUCUCCUUAAUGUGCCAAACAUAAAGCCUCAUAAUUGCUUGCUUUUCAUGUACAACAUUCACUCAAGAAGGCUUCAUGGUGCAUUCCAGUCGCUGGCCAAGGGUCUUGACAUAUCUUCAGAGCUUCAGCAAGUGCCGGCGGUUGGCGGCGGGACAAUCAUGCAGCAAUUUUCGGUACCUCGUGUGAGAGAGAAAAUUGGCUUUGGUGUUAAAGAACUAUAUCCUAUCUCAUUAGGCCAAAGCCAGCUAGCAUCUGUGUUCACACAUGGAGAAAUUGACGCACAGGAUUUGCCUCUGGAACUAAGCUACGAGGAGUGAAAGUAACUACCAAACCAGUUCAUAUUUGGUUAGCUGAAGCUCAUGUAGAAGCACCCACCGCUGAAUCUGUUAUCUUAGUGGGAACUCUCUUCUGAAUGGCUAUGCAAGUGAGUUAACAUUGCUGCUAGGCUACCAGUGAAAGGCCUUCCACGGUUCAGACCCCAAAUUUGGGUCUCAGGGUCAGAGGCCUGGUCAAGAGGGGCCGAGUUCGUCAAAUUCAGAAAAGUCACAGUCUGGUACCUCAGCAGUCCAGUCCAACAGGCAACCAUCAAACAGACACAUCUUAGGGGCAAGAGUCACGUUUCAUAAUGAAAAGUCAUAUUGACG
Molecule: messenger RNA, 2534 nt
Organism: Chara braunii
Lineage: Eukaryota; Viridiplantae; Streptophyta; Charophyceae; Charales; Characeae
Source: the annotation of a GenBank genome assembly